AUGCCCGGAUCUCUCCCCAGAAAACCAUCCUCAACACCCUCCCGACCAGGCUUCAACAACAAUACCUCCCGCCAAACCCCCAACUCCACAAGACGCAACACCAGCAUCCUAAGCUUCUUCCAGAAAACAGACGGUCCCCCGCAAGCGACAUCUCGCCAGCCCCGGAUUACGCAGUUUGCUUCGCCUACUGGAUCUAGUCCGAGGACUACGAGUUCGAGUACGAAUACGAAGAGGACUACGGGGGGCGUGAAUCGGGGUCGUACUCCUGUGGUGCGGAGGAAGAGUUCGAAUAUUGGGUCUGCGGCGAAUGGGAGUUUGUUCUUGGAGGAUCGGAGGCGUGCUACAACAGGGAGGGGUGAUGAUGGGCGGGAGAGGUCGAGGUCGCGAUCGCGGACGCCGGAUGAUUUCUGGGGGGAAGGGGAAGAUGGUGCUGGAGAGGAGGACGAGGAGAGGUAUAAUGAGAAUGGGUCUGCGGUGAAGAGGCGCAGAACGGGGGAUUUAUCGUCGCUGUCUGUGGUUGAAGAUGAGGGAGAUAGGAAGAGAGAAGAUAAUGAGAAGGAGGGUGUCGAGGAUAAGUCCAAGUCGCAUCCGAAACCGAAAGCGAAGACCAGCGGUCCGUUUAUCGACGAGUCGGAUAGCGAGGAGGACUUGGAUGCGUUCCGGGAGGUCGAUGUCAAGGAGACGGUGACCAGUGCAACGGAUGAGCUGAAGUCGAAUACUGAUGGCCCAGAUCAGUCGACGCCCGACACACCACCAUUGGUAAGAGAAGCCACGAGCCAUAUCGACGAGGAAUAUGCGAAUUUUGACGAUUUAGGUGAAGGCGAGGAAGAAUACUUAGAGCCGUUGUCCCCGGCUGGGAAUGAGUAUGAAGAGGAGGCUGUUUGUCCUAUUUGUCAGGGUAGUCUGGUUGGAUUGAGCGAGGUGGAUGUAUCGGUACACGUUAACGAUUGCCUCGAUGGAAAGACGAAUCCUCCACCAGCAGAGCCGGCACCAAUACCACCCGACAAGUUGACUCGAAUCGAAAAGGCUGCUAUAGCGCGACCGGCGCAAAGAGACCCGUAUACUACGAAAGAAACACCUUCGAAAUCCGCAUUCUCCAAACUAAUGGCCGGAAAUGCUGAAGACACAGCAUGGGCAGCGGCCGCAGCAAACGAAGUGACAUCGCGCGGAAAGCAAGCUUAUCAACGAACCUGUCCGUUCUACAAAAUCAUACCAAACUUUUCCAUCUGCGUGGAUGCGUUUCGCUACGGUGCUGUCCAAGACUGCAACGCCUACUUUCUCAGUCAUUACCACAGCGACCACUACGUGGGCCUUACAUCGUCCUGGCGCCAUGGCCCGAUCUACUGUAGCAAAGUGACGGCAAAUCUAGUUCGACAACAGCUCAAGGUUGACCCGAAAUGGAUCGUUCCGUUGGAGUUUGAGAAGACAACCGAAGUGCCUGGUACGGAAGGUGCACGUGUAACGUUAAUCGAGGCGAACCAUUGUCCCGGGAGUGCGCUGUUUCUUUUCGAGAAGGGGUAUGGACAGGGACCUUCAUCGAGACUGCAGCGUGUUCUGCAUUGUGGUGAUUUUCGAGCAUGUCCUGCGCAUGUGCAGCAUGCACUUCUUCGUCCGGAGAUUGUGGAUUCGAAUACUGGACAGCGUCGGGCCCAGAAGAUUGAUGUUUGCUAUCUGGAUACGACGUAUAUGAGUCCAAAGUAUGCGUUCCCAAGCCAGACCGACGUUAUCCAGGCGUGUGCGGAUUUGUGUGUUCGAUUGGAUCAAGACGCGGGUGUUCUGCCGCAGAACAGCGGGAAUAAUGGUAGUAUGAUGAGCCAGUUUGUAACUGCAGUGACCGGCGGUAAUGCAGAAAAGUCGCGAUCGCAGAAAGGACGACUGCUGGUGGUGAUGGGAACAUACAGCAUCGGAAAAGAACGAAUCUGUCUAGGCAUCGCGCGCGCCCUCCAAUGCAAAAUCUACGCGACACCAGCCAAACAACGAGUUUGCGCCUGUUUAGAAGACCCAGAACUUAAUGCUCUUUUAACAGAUGACCCCCUCGAAGCCCAGAUCCACAUGCAAACGAUUUUCGAAAUCCGCUCCGAGACAUUGGCGGACUACUUGGCGUCGAUGAAACCGCAUUUUUCGCGGGUUGUGGGAUUUCGGCCGACGGGCUGGUUGUAUCGGCCGCCAUCCGGCAGGAUGCUGGAUAACCCCCCGGUGGAGACCGUAUUACACUCCGCGCAGUGGAGGACGGGGUUCUCGGCAAGGGACCUGGUACCUCAGCGCGGCAGUACGCGUGAGAGUGCGUGUUAUGGGGUACCGUAUAGUGAACAUAGUUCGUUCCGGGAGUUGACGGCUUUUUGUUGUGCAUUGCGGAUCGGGCGGGUGAUUCCCACGGUGAAUGUGGGAAGCCAGAAGAGCCGGGAGAAUAUGAAAGGGUGGAUUGAGCGAUGGGAGGGAGAGAAGAGGCGAAAUGGACUGUUUAGUGUAGAGGGGUGGUAG
Messenger RNA from Aspergillus glaucus CBS 516.65, 2481 nucleotides. RefSeq names its product DNA cross-link repair protein PSO2. Bases 1 to 2481 code for a protein of 826 amino acids. Gene Ontology annotation, biological process: double-strand break repair via nonhomologous end joining; interstrand cross-link repair; protection from non-homologous end joining at telomere. NCBI's taxonomy places the organism in Eukaryota, Fungi, Ascomycota, Eurotiomycetes, Eurotiales, Aspergillaceae. Gene Ontology annotation, molecular function: 5'-3' DNA exonuclease activity; damaged DNA binding. The record is from RefSeq and is a predicted model, not a curated record. The transcript has 2 exons.